AUGCUGAAGCUCAACUACCUCUCUUUGCUGUGUGGUGUUAGGUGUGACCCUAAUUCCUAUCUCAAUUUCGAUUUCUUCUCAGCUCUCUUCAAACCCAAGGAUUAUUACAAGAUAUUGGAAAUGUAUUACGAUGCUAAUGAGGAUGUUAUUCGCUCUAAUUACAUUCGUCUUGCUCUUAAAUGGCACCUGGAUAAACAAAAAGACCAGAACUCUGCUACGUUGAUGUUUCAAGAUAUAAACGAGGCAUAUCAGGGAACUGGCUGCACUUAG
Lathyrus sativus (Indian pea) is the source of this 270-nucleotide messenger RNA. Lineage: Eukaryota; Viridiplantae; Streptophyta; Magnoliopsida; Fabales; Fabaceae. The record is from the annotation of a GenBank genome assembly.